CAAUCAUUAAAAGACGAAAAUAGAAGUAGCACACAAAGAAGAGGAAGCAAGCAAGCAUAAUUAUGUGUACGAAAAGUUAAAAAAAGCAAGUUGAAAGGCAAAGCAGAACGCUGUGCAUUAAAAAUAAAACGCUCGAGUGCUUCACACAUACCACCAUAGAUAAGUACACAAAACACUUGGGCAUACACAUACACACACACACGUAUACACACGACGCACUCAACGUCGCAAUCUAGUGAUUUUAUAGUCCUCCGCAAGGACGUCGGCGACGGCACAAACGCAGUCUUCGUCAGUCGCUCACACGGACCGCGCGCGGGACGGCCAGCCGUUGCCACACUAACUUAAACGUUUGUAAAAUGCUGCAUCAAUUGCAAGCGCAGCUACAAAAUGCUACUGAAAAAAUAUGUCAAAAAUCGACGAAAGUUGAAAAUACUCUUUCUGCUCAUGGUCAUAGCGCUGAUUGUGAUUACCGUGGUCAUACUGAACAUCUCGCCCAAUGUGAGCUCCACUGAACGCGUGCUCGACGAACGCUUCAUAGCGCGCAUCUAUGGCGGUGGCGGCGGCGGUGGUGUUGUCAGCGGUGUGGGCAGCCAAGACGGCCGCUUGGAGCAGCCACCACUGAAAUCGCCGCGCCAAAAUGGCGUUAUUGUGCCCGAGAAGUAUGACGAACACAAGGUGAAGGCGCGCAUAGCACAGGAGCGUGUGCUGCAGCUGCGCCAGGAACAGCAGCGUAACGCCGUUGAUGCGGGUGAGGAACGCACCAAACUGGAUGCCGUCACGACGGGUGUGCAUAUUUUCUACAGCGCGCCUGUCGCCUGGUAUAAGACGAAGAAGCCGCAGCUGGUCGCACCUCAGUUGCAGCUGCGUGGCGCCGCCAAAGAGUUGCUGAACGAUGUUUCCGACGCCGUCCUAUCAUCAGCUUCAUCAUCACCAACUUCAGGUCUAACAUCGCCAACAACUACGACAACGACGGUGAAACCAGUGCGUAUACUUAACACCGCAUUCUAUCCGGCUUUGGGGCUGUACAAGCCCACAACCAGUUUGCUGCAGAAGCAUUUCGAUAACAUACACAAUUGCGGCAUUGGUGUGCUCAUACUCAGCUGUAGCGGCAAAGCGGGCGAGGUGGAACUCUAUCGUCAGCUGUUGGAACUGGCGCCUAGCUACAAUUUGAGCAUUACCUUUGAGAUCAGUGUGGCGGGCAAUCAGAGCGUGGAGUUUUUGCAGCAGCAAUUGGAGGCGGUGCGUCGUUACGCCACCGCCGAGAGUUUCUAUCGUGUUUAUUCGUUGGCGCGUAAGCGCUUGGUGCCAGUGAUUUACGUAAGCAACGCUUAUAAGUUGAAUGAAACGCCGGCUGGUCGUGCUUUGUGUCAAACGCAUCCGGAGACGUUGAGGCGCAUUUUCGAUGCCUACUUUAUUGGGCAUAUUCGUCUCAAAAACCAUGUGGAUAUCAUGCGACGACUCUGCUUCGAGGGCUUCUACAAUAAAUUACCAAGCAAUGGCGCCACAUUUGCAAGCACCUGGAAGAACUGGUCAUAUUUGAAGUCCUUCGCAUUAACAUACAAAAUGUUAUUUGUGCCAACAGUGGGACCAGGUUUCGCGGAACGCAAUAAAUUCCCACGACACGGUGAUAUACAAAGGCAUCGCAGCAAUGGCAGGUAUUAUGGCGUCGCUUGGCGCACAGCCAUACUCAACCACGUGGGUUUCAUUAACAUCGCCAGCUACAAUAAUUGGCCGGAUGGCAGUCAAAUCGAGGAGGUCAUACCGAAAGCAGGAUUUCUGGACUAUAAUCCGGGGGCGAAAACUAAGUAUAUCGAUUUGACAACACAUUGGGUGGGUAAUUUCUUAAAGACGCGUCAUGAGGCGGCCGCUGUUGCUGUUCUCGGCCAGCCAAGUUGUUAUGAAUUCUUGAAUAAUACAAUUUGUUGAAUGCCAGUUGGGUUAAAAAAAAAUCAGAAAGAGGAAACAA
Messenger RNA from Bactrocera tryoni, 1966 nucleotides. RefSeq names its product glycoprotein endo-alpha-1,2-mannosidase. The transcript has 3 exons. Lineage: Eukaryota; Metazoa; Arthropoda; Insecta; Diptera; Tephritidae. The coding region runs from base 388 to 1926 and encodes 512 amino acids. Gene Ontology annotation, cellular component: Golgi apparatus. Gene Ontology annotation, molecular function: alpha-mannosidase activity. The record is from RefSeq and is a predicted model, not a curated record.